This is a messenger RNA of Fusarium musae, 396 nucleotides long. RefSeq lists its product as uncharacterized. The transcript has 2 exons. The record is from RefSeq and is a predicted model, not a curated record. The coding region runs from base 1 to 396 and encodes 131 amino acids. Lineage: Eukaryota; Fungi; Ascomycota; Sordariomycetes; Hypocreales; Nectriaceae.
AUGAAGGCCACUCUCUUCGUCUCUCUCCUCCUCUCCCUCGGCGUCACAGCCACUCCUGCCAUUGACACCGUCACCAUUGAGGACGGCGGUCACACCUACACUGGUAUCGACAAGGCAAGCAAACUCCCCUCUCCAGAGCCAUCUCAAAGCUGUCCUGACACUUCAUCUCACAGCCCCUCCUCGCCCUCCGUGGUCUUGAGGCUCGUUGCGACUGUUUCCCCUGCUACUCUCCCCACGCCGACUGCCAGCCCGGAAAGUGCCAGUGUGCUGGUAACUAUGGCUGCUGGUCUUGCGGCGGCGGUCGCAUGCAGUGCCAGCCUGGUCCUGGAUCCGGACAGUGCUGGACCUAAACAGUCUGCUGGUUUCAACGGGGUCGAACAGGAUCUUGUUUAUUAA